This is a messenger RNA of Syzygium oleosum, 908 nucleotides long. Its product is annotated as glyoxylase I 4. The record is from RefSeq and is a predicted model, not a curated record. NCBI's taxonomy places the organism in Eukaryota, Viridiplantae, Streptophyta, Magnoliopsida, Myrtales, Myrtaceae. The coding region runs from base 112 to 705 and encodes 197 amino acids. The transcript is spliced from 5 exons.
AUUAAUGAUCACAAAUAAUAAAUACCAAAAGGCAUAAAAAAAACAGAGGAGAAAAAAAGAGAAAAGUAGUUCCAAGAUUGUGUGGAUCCAUCCAUCUUCGCUCGAUCAAUCAUGGCGUCUCUUCUCAGUCCAUCGCCCGCUGCAUCUUUGCAAAACAAGGUGAAUCAUUAUAAAGCUAAUGGCUCGUGCAUGAGCGGGCCGCGAGCGGCAAUACCGCGCUGUACGGUUCGAAGAGGCGGUAGAUGUCACCUUGUGGUGAAAGCUCAAGCAACUGUUGAAGGGGCAACACUAACGAGAGAAGCGGAUGCAGUGACCAACAGAAAUGAUAUAGGAUUCCUCAGCAUUCAUCAUGUAGGAAUCCUAUGCGAAAAUCUCGAAAGGUCACUCGAUUUUUAUCAAAACCUUCUCGGUCUUGAGAUAAACGAAGCACGUCCGGAUGACAAACUUCCCUAUCGGGGUGCUUGGUUGUGGGUGGGUUCCGAGAUGAUUCACCUGAUGGAGCUCCCAAAUCCAGACCCUUUGACCGGAAGACCCGAACACGGGGGCAGAGACCGUCACACCUGCAUCUCUAUUAAGGACGUGUCCAAGCUGAAGGCCGUCCUUGAUAAAGCCGGCAUUCCUUACACGCUUAGCAAGUCAGGGAGGCCGGCGAUCUUCACGAGAGAUCCGGAUGCAAAUGCUCUCGAGUUUGUGCAACUUGAUUAAUGAGGCCAGCAUUUUGAGAGUUCAUACUUUCGCUCCUUUGCAUCCAGUAUCUCUGCACUCACAGAUACUCCUAUUCUGUAGUAUUUCAGCACCACACGCACUUAUGUACAUAAGAUUGCUGAGUUUAAUGUGAUAAGCCUCGUUGUGUUAUCGGUGCCUUGGCCAUUCCCCACGGCUAAUAAGGAUUUGGUUUAUUCAGUUCA